Molecule: messenger RNA, 1578 nt
Organism: Python bivittatus (Burmese python)
Lineage: Eukaryota; Metazoa; Chordata; Lepidosauria; Squamata; Pythonidae
Source: RefSeq, a predicted model, not a curated record
UCCAUCGCAGACGUGUUCGGCGCAGCCUCUCUCAAUUCGGUGUCCCCCAGUUGUCUCGUAACGCGGUUCCCAUCACGUGUAGCCAGCCUGGCACGAUUGCUUCCAACACAUCUGGAAGGCACCGGAUUAAGGGCAGGACGGCCGCCGCGGUCUUCGGGGGAACAAGGGAAUCAAGAGGAAGCAGAGGGCAAAUUUUCCCUAAGCUGAAUCCACACAAAUCGCUUUUCCCUGAACAGUUAGUUCGCAGUUAUCACUGGUACAUGAACUGACAGACAAUGGCAAAUUUGUUAUGUCAAGACAUAGGACCAUGGUAUUUUCAAAAAAUGUAUGCAAGGUAUUGGAAACAUUAUAAUGAAGCUAUGGAAUGGAUGUACAGACAUAAAAACGCUUAUAGGAGAGCCAUGGAAUCCUUAUAUAAUCCAUCAUUUCAUCCUUCCAAACAACAUCAGCGUUAUUCUGAUUGGGAUGAAAGUGUUCCAUGGAGAACUGGUCCAUCUUGUUUCUCCACCUCAGACAGCAAACCAUGCUAUCCUCCAAGGCCUCAGGAUGGCCUGCAUUAUGUCAGAAGGAGGAGAGCAGCAGAGAGAGCUUCUGAAACAGAUUCAGAAUCUGAAGGUGAAGAGGACAUAGAGUGUGACCUCAGCAACAUGGAAAUCACAGAAGAGCUCCGUCACUAUUUUGAGCAGACUGAGCGACACCGGGAAGAACUAAGGAAACAGAAACAGCUGGAGGCGGAACAUGAAGAUAUGUAUGUGGAAGCUGACCAUGACCUUCACUUGUCUACAGGCCGAUCGGCGCAGCCCCCAGCCGAGAAGCCUGGCGAGAGAAGAAUGGCUGAAAUGAGAAGGCUCUACGGUCCAGGUGCCAAGAAAAUCCAAGCAAUGGAGACCACCAUGCAACUCAAUUUUGAUAGGAAUUGUGAUAAAAAACAGCCCAAGUACUGGCCAAUUAUCUCUCUGAAAUUCUGAGCUAUUCGUCUCUUUCCCUUUUUGGAGAUUCAGAGCUGUAUAUCUUGAUAUUCAACCAAGCAGAAGGAUUAAGAGUCAGCAAAAGACCUUUUUAAUUUUCCUUUCCCCUUUCCAGCACAACUUUGAAUUUGUCUGCCAGUUUCCAGAGUCUAUUCCAGCUCAACAGGAAAAGCUGAAUCGGUCAUUUGUACUACAGGGGAUAAGGAAAAUUCCCUUUUAAAGGGUAUUUCAACUAAUUUAAUUUUGGCAUGCCUUAGCCUUGCAGGGAAUGAAGUAGCAUUUGCUUUUGUUCAGUUGGGCUAGGGAAAAGGCUAAAGACUAUCAAAAUGCAAAACCCCUUUUUUAAAAAGUUUUUAGUGUUAUUCUAGUUUUGCUGUAGGGUUUUAAAUGUAACUAUUUUUGCAACGGUUUCUUUUCUUGGAGGCAUCUAAAUUAGUUGGACAAAAUAUAAUAUCUCAAACUACUGCAAUUUAGCUUUUGAGUUUGUGCUGAGGUCUAUGUAGAGGCAGAGAAAGUUUCUCUUCCAAAAUGCAAAGUUGGGCUGUAAGAUUUCAAGUCAGAAACAAGCAUUGUCUGCUUUCACGGGACUACAGAACCAAAAAAAAAAAAA